Molecule: messenger RNA, 1101 nt
Organism: Penicillium taxi
Lineage: Eukaryota; Fungi; Ascomycota; Eurotiomycetes; Eurotiales; Aspergillaceae
Product: GTP-binding protein
Exons: 1
Coding region: 1-1101 (366 amino acids)
Cellular component (GO): cytoplasm
Source: RefSeq, a predicted model, not a curated record
AUGGCGCCCAUACCAGUGACUAUUUUCACCGGAUUCCUCGGUUCUGGCAAGACGACUCUAUUACUAAACCUCAUCCCGCAACUACCGCAAACCUAUCGCCUGGCUCUUCUUAAAAAUGAAUUCGGCGAUGUCGCAGUCGAUUCUCAACUAGCCUCUACGAAAUCAAUUUCUGGUGUCCGCGAGAUGCUAAACGGCUGUAUCUGCUGCAAUCUCGUAGGGCAGCUGAGUGAUGCUCUUGAUCAGCUACGUGAAGAGGUCCACCCAGACCGAAUCGUGAUCGAGACCAGUGGAAGCGCAUUCCCUGCCACACUUGCAAUGGAAGUCAACCGUCUAGCGCGUGAGAAGGGCGGCGCCUAUGUGCUGGAUGGAGUCAUUAGUGUCAUCGACGUGGAAAACUGGGAGGGAUAUGAAGACACUUCAUACACGGCCAAAUUGCAGGCUAAAUACACAGAUCUCAUCAUUUUUAACAAAUGGGAGCUUGUGUCAGAACAGCGGUUCGAUGUAUGUCUAGACCGUGUGGGUGACUUGGGCCUUGAGACGCCCUACGUCAAGUCGAAUAAGGGCUUCGUUGAUAAGGAUGUUUUGCUGGGCAUUGACGGUGCUUUGUUCACCAAAGAGAAUGUUGAUGCAUCGGUAGCUGAAAAUAGCCAUGAUCACGACCACGAGCACAAGCACGAUCAUCAAUCUGAGGUGGAGGUUUUAUCUGUUGUCUUGAAGUCAUCUACCCCACACAAGACUAUCGACGUGUCGGCUUUGGAACAGCUGCUUUCUUCCGCACCCAAAGACGAGGCUUAUCGCAUCAAGGGAAUUAUCCGCUCUUCAUCUCAGACUCCACCCAUUGAAACCUCAGACGAACCCUCAUCUAGACAGCAAGGAGAUGACUCAGGGCCCCAGUACUAUAUCCUCAACUGGGCUUUUGGGCGAUGGACUUGUACGCCAUCAAAAGUUGUUGCUGAAUCUGCCGAUGAACACGUCUUUGCUCGCAUAACAUUCAUCCUAGCCCGGUAUGAGUCUGCUAAGUGGACGAAGAAGAUUCAAGGUGGCUUGCUUAAAGCAAGUGACGCAAGCGAGGUCAGCUUGACCGUGGAGCGCUUGGUUUAA